AUGUCUGUUCAGCUCAGCGCGGCACAAGCAGUCGCGGAACACUUUCAAUCUCCAGACGACCUGCAAAAGCUAGAAGCCUUUCGUCAAAAACUCGAAAAGGAAAAGGCCUCCAUCGACGCAAAGCUGAAGAGCGGCGUCAAGGAGCAGUUGGACGCAACGAGAGAUGGUCUCAGGAAACUUAUAUCCACAAGAUCCGAUCUCCAAGGCGUCAAGGAUGAGAUGAUCUCCAUGGACAAGAUGGGCAAGGACUCCAUUGGGCAAAUCAAGACAUUUGAUCAAAUUGCAGAGGUGUCAAGGGUUCAUCGAAACUUUGCUCAGACAGAGGAAAUGGUCAACAACCUGCUGGACAUGGACGACAAGCUCGGCAAUCUCGAGUAUAUGCUUGACGCAGACUCACGAGAUCCACAAGGACCAAACGAACACCUGCUCGAGCUCCAUUAUCAACUCAAUCAACUCGAGGCAUUCAGAAAUGAGACCAUGCACAUGGCGAAAUCAGCAACUCCACAGACAAGGAGUACGCUUACUCAAUACUUCUCUCGCCUCAAUCGUCUCAGCACGGCGUUUGAUGCGCACAUAAUCGUGCUGGCGAAGAAUAUACUGCCACUCGUCCGAGCCGGAUAUACAAAUGUCGUUGUAAAGUUGUUGAAGAUUGCAGAAAUGGAAGGAAGGGAGGAUGAAAAGGCUAUGGCAAUUCGACUUCUCAAAAAGGCUGCAAAGAUGGACGCAGCCUCCAAAUUCCGUUCGCUCCAGGCGAAUGCACGUAUACUCAAGCACUACCGCUCGAGUAUCAUGACUGCCAUUCGUGAAUCAAUCCGAGAAGGGUAUGAAAGCCGCCUCCGGGAUGCAGAGGGAAACACUAUCCAGUUCAUCGAAAGCUUGGACGAGUGGCUCUUCGAUGAUCUAAGCUGGAUCGAAAUCUACGUCGCUCCAUGCUUCCCACCGGACUACGAGGUCUACGCCAUGUAUGUCAAGACAUACCACAAGGAGUUGGAUCACGUCUUCAAACAGAUUAGGGAGUCACUACCGCCUGCAUCCGUCUUACUUGCCAUGCAUGCAUGGGUCAAGACGUACAAAAAGAAGAUGAAGGAGAUCGAGAUACCGGACGAAUACCUUGAGCCACCCCUGAUGGGCGGCAAGGAGCAAAGCCUCAUCGACGACUACUCUAGGCUCAUCGUCCAGAAACUAGAGGAAUGGACAGGAAAUCUCAUGCAGCAGGAGCUUAGUGACUUUACCACGCGAGAAGCUCCACCACAGACUGACCCAGACGGGUUAUACGGCAUGUCCGGACCCGUCAUCUUGUGGAAGAUCAUAAACGAGCAAGUCGACGCGGCCACAGAAAGCAAUCAAGGAGCCGUGCUUGCACGCAUCGUCACCGAAAGCAACCGGGUCAUCAAAUCCACACAAGCUCAGUGGAGUAAACUGGUCGAUUCGGAGCUCAAGAAGAGCGUUGAGGGAAAGCCAGAGGAAAUCGCACCUGGACUUUCCGAAUUCGUUGUUGCUCUCGCCAACGACCAGAUUCGUAGUGCAGACUUUGCCGAGGAGCUUUCUGCACGACUAGAGCCUUUAGUAUCGACCAAGUACAAGGCUACAAUUGCAGAUCAACUCAAUGAAGUCAUCGACGGGUACCUGGACGUUGCGAAGAAAUGUGUACAGACGCUGAUCGAACUCAUCUUCCAUGACCUGAAACCCGCAGUCAAGCAGUUAUUCACCGCUCCAUGGUAUGACGGAAUUAUGCCUCAAAUUGUAGAAACGCUCCGCGAUUACAUGACCGACUUUCAAGCGACUCUCAACCCGUCGCUACUCGACCUCAUGAUCGAGGACCUUUUGGACAUGUUCAUCAUCACCUACCUCAGUGCCCUAGCCCGGUCUUCCAAAUUACGGAUGCCUGCGGCUCGAAAUCGAAUCAAGGACGACGUCGCGGAUUCAUUCGAGUUCUUCAGCACACUGAAAGAUCCACGGGAAUUGGAGGCGAACUUCGAAGUAGUUGAACGUUCGCUCGAGAUCCUCUCUGCCUCCCGAAGCUUAGUGUUCCUCUCCUUCUACCGGUUCGCCCAGCAGUAUGGCCCCAAUCUAGCUUAUGUGGAAAGCCUUAUUCGAGCGAGAGAUGAUUUCGAUAGGGCAGCCGCGAAUGAGGUCAUGGAAUCAAUCAAGAAAAAGGUUAGGGACGAGAAUAUCACGGACCGUACGUGCUCGCUAGCCUCCGUACCCACCAUUAGCUAA
Serendipita indica DSM 11827 is the source of this 2220-nucleotide messenger RNA. Lineage: Eukaryota; Fungi; Basidiomycota; Agaricomycetes; Sebacinales; Serendipitaceae. The record is from the annotation of a GenBank genome assembly.